Fusarium oxysporum Fo47 is the source of this 1411-nucleotide messenger RNA. Its product is annotated as GLEYA domain-containing protein. Bases 143 to 1288 code for a protein of 381 amino acids. The transcript is spliced from 2 exons. The record is from RefSeq and is a predicted model, not a curated record. Lineage: Eukaryota; Fungi; Ascomycota; Sordariomycetes; Hypocreales; Nectriaceae.
UAAACGCCUCUUUGACAUGGCAUUAGAUUAGAGUCCUUGUAUAUAACAGCCGACGAUCCCAAUUCUGCUUGCAGAUCACACACUCAUUCAUUCCUUCUUUUUUCCCAGUCAUUCUUUACUGUUCAUCACGCUCUUUAGCAAUAUGAAGUCGAUCAUUACCUUUGCGGGCUUGGCCUUUGCCAGCUUCGCCGCUGCUGGCCCUUGCAGGCCUCGCACAACAACAACAGCUGCUGCGGUCUCUUCCUCCACCGAGAUCGCAUCCUCCACUGCUACUGAGACUGCUGCUGUUUCUACCAGCACGGACUAUUCCGUCCCUGUUGUCUCUGAGAGCUCCACUCUCGCUACAGUGAUUAUCUCGGAGACUAGCGCUACUGAGACAAGUGCUGCUGAGACAAGCGCUACUGGCACCACUACUGCCGAGACAAGUGCUGCCGGUACUACCACCGCUGAGACUACCACUGCUGAGGGCACCACUACCGCCGAGGGCACCACCACCGCUGAGACUACCACUGCUGAGGGCACCACUACCGCCGAGGGCACCACCACCGCUGAGACUACCACUGCUGAGGGCACCACCACUGCUGACACCACCACUGCUGAGGCUACCACCACUGAGGCUACCACCACUGAUGCCGAAACCACAUCCGGUACCGCAACAGAGACCACUACCUCUGCUGAGCCUACUGCAGACCAAUCUUGCGAUAACGCCGGCCUGGAGUAUGCCAUCUACGAGCACACAUUCUACAACUCUGAUCCUCCUCAUUUCUCCUCCUUCGACCCUACUUUCUUCCAUACCGCCACCCCUACCUUUCAGGGCGAAACCACUCGCAUCGGUAUUCCUCCCGGCACAGCAUCCGACACGUCCUUCGCCAUCUACGAUGACAGCCCCGUUCAGAGGUUCCAGUACAAGGCCGUCAACCACCAAGCAUUCCUCUACGCCCCCGAUACCGGUGACUACAAGGUCACUAUUCCCAACUCCGAUGAGAUCACCCUCAUCUGGUUCGGCACCAAGGCCAUUUCAGGCUGGACUCGCCAAAACGCGGAUCUCGAGCAGGACUACCCUGGUGGCACUUCCAAGUCUUUCACCAUUCACCUCACCGCUGGCACUUACACUCCCUUCCGACUCCUGUGGGCUAAUGCUCAGGGCGAUCUCAACUUCAUCGCUGAGGUCCAGGCUCCUGAUGGAACGGUCAUUGUCAAUGGUGAUGGUAGCAAUAACAGGUAUUUUGUUCGCUUCGCCUGUGAUGAGAGCACACCUUCUUUCCCUGCUUUCGGCGGAAGUGGUUAAACUGCUGCUCAUUUCUAGCGGUACAUAUGGCAAAGUAUAUAGCGCUUCUUACAUGAAGCCCGAAAUAUCUUCAAGUAUAUAGCUAUUUUAAUACAUAACACUCAACGAUAUUACCAUUCUUAA